CUUUCUCAUUCGAGAUGUGACGUAGCGGGUGCUGCGCGCCGUGGAUUGACCUUCCUAACCUAUAAAAUCGCAUGUCACCGACUGGCAUCCACGAAAUACUGGUUCAACGAAAUUGACACUGUCAAUUUGACAGAGACAUCGAAUACCGACUUUCAACAUGUCCAGGGGGAUGCACUGCGGAAAGUGCAUUAGAAAUUUCAUCGUGCGACUGAAAUCCGCGAAUCCCGAUCGUUUUCGAUCGGUUCGCGCGAUCCACGACGCUCCCAGGUUUUUACACUCUCGCUCCGCGAUCAACGGGCACGCAAACGAGAGAGUUUCCGUGGAUCAAAAAGUGAUGAGGAACUCGAUCAAAGAUGCACCUUCCUUGAAGGAUUUCCUAGCAUCGUCGAUAGCUGUUGACGUUACCCCCAGUGAGGAAGCUAUUCCGUACGUGCAGGAUAUUCGUGGCGAGAAUCAGAAAGUGUACAUCAAAAUUUACGGCUGCCAGAUGAACGUGAAUGACGCUGACAUAAUAUGGUCGAUCCUAAAGUCUCACGGCUACAAACAUACGCAGAGUUUGGACGAUGCGGACAUUGUGCUGCUCGUUACCUGUUCCAUCAGAGACGGCGCGGAACAAAAGAUAUGGAACAAGCUGGAGACUCUAAACCACAUGAAGAAAAAGAAGAAAGCAAUACUUGGAUCAUCUAUGAAGAUUGGUCUCUUGGGAUGCAUGGCCGAGCGCCUAAAGACUAAAAUAUUAGAAAAGGGAAAACUCGUUGACGUGAUAGCAGGUCCCGACAGUUACAAGGAUCUGCCGAGACUUCUGGCAGUGACGGACGACGAAACGGCUGUUAACGUUGUCCUGUCGUUCGACGAGACGUAUGCGGACGUCGCGCCAGUUAGACUCGACCAGGAUUCCAUCAGGGCAUAUGUUUCCAUAAUGAGAGGCUGCGACAACAUGUGCAGCUACUGCAUCGUACCGUUUACGAGGGGAAGAGAGAGAUCCCGACCGAUCGCGAGCAUCGUCGACGAGAUCCGACAGCUGUCGGAUCAAGGCGUAAAGGAAGUGACUCUGCUUGGACAAAAUGUAAACAGUUACCGAGAUCUGUCGCAAUCGGAAUUUCCGAUGUCCGCUGACAGCGAGACUCGUCUCGCAGAAGGCUUCACAACCGUAUACAAGAAGAAAAAAGGUGGCUUAAGAUUUAGCGAUCUUCUGGACAAGGUCUCGUUGAUCAAUCCGGAAAUGAGGAUAAGAUUUACGUCUCCGCAUCCCAAGGAUUUUCCCGACGAGGUGUUGCGCUUGAUAGCCGAGAGAGCAAACAUCUGUAAGCAGAUUCACUUACCCGCUCAGAGUGGCAACUCGACGGUCUUGGACAGAAUGCGGAGAGGAUACACCAGGGAAGCGUAUCUGGACUUGGUGGAUCAUAUCCGUGAUAUUGUUCCGAGUGUAUGCUUGAGCAGCGACUUUAUCGCUGGGUUCUGCGGCGAGACCGAGGAGCAGUUUCAGGAUACGUUGUCGUUGAUAGAGAACGUCAAGUACAACAAUGCCUACUUCUUCGCCUACAGCAUGCGCGAGAAAACUAAAGCACAUCGGCGAUACGAGGACGACGUUGAACUGCACGUAAAGCUGGAGCGUGUGGGACGCAUGGUCGCGAUGUACAGGAAGGAACUGAAAAAAUUGAAUGCAGCGCAAGUAGGCCAGCAUCAGCUUGUUCUUGUCGAGGGCACGAGUGUCAGAAGCGAUGAAAAUUUACAAGCCAGAAACGACGGCAACGUGAGGGUGAUUCUACCAUCCACGGCAGUUCCAGUUGAUCGGUACUCCGACGUGACGAGGGAGAUACAGGCUGGUGAUUACGUCGUCGUACGGAUCGACGAUGCCAACGUGCAGACGCUGCGAGGGGCUUCAAACGACGGCAUUCCGCCACCCGGCGCUGUAACAGGAUUCCCGUCGGCGACGCCAAACAUUGCAUCUAGCUUUGUGCCACCCAUUAUGCCCACGGCGCCCUUCAUUCCGCCACCCAGUUUACCGCCAGGUCCUCCGGGCAUAAUGCCACCACAGUUUUCCAUACCCCCGCCAGGUUUUACCUUCCCUAUCACCGCGGCAGCUCCCCCGGAGCCUGGAGUAAUAGCUGCAUCGUCACAGAUAACAGCGCCAGGGAUUCCACCCCCAUCGCCUCUCGGCAACGGCCCCGACGCCACCGCGGCAAUGUCCGUCUCCGCGACGGAGAAGAAGACCGAUUGGAGCGAGCACAAGGCACCGGACGGCAGGACUUAUUACUAUAACAACAUCACGAAGCAGUCAUUGUGGGAGAAACCGGAUGAACUUAAAUCCUCGAACGAGUUGCUGUUAUCUCAAUGUCCGUGGAAAGAGUACAAGUCGGAGAACGGCAAGGUGUACUAUCACAACGUGACCACCAAGGAGUCUAGGUGGACGAUACCGCCGGAAUUGGAAGAACUGAAAACGCGAAUCAUCGCCGAGGAAGCGGCGGCGGCCGCCGCGGCGGUCGUGGCGAACGCCACCAACUCCAAUAUAGUUCCCGUGGCUAUGCAGCAUCUAUCGCCGAAUGUGCCGACUGUGUCGCAGACCAGCACACCGGAGCCGGGCGGAAAGUCCGCGAUCGAGCAGGCGAUGGCCGCGACCCUCGCAGCGAUCAAUAUCCCGACGCCUCCCGCGAAGCCAGACGAGGACAGUAAUUCGGCAAAGGGCUCGACUAAUGAUAGUCGCACCAGCACGCCCGAGCCGAAGAUGCAGUUCAAGGACAAGAAGGAGGCGAUCGAGGCGUUCAAGGAAUUGCUGAGGGAGAGGGACGUGCCGUCGAACGCCACGUGGGAGCAGGCGGUGAAAUUGAUACAAAAUGAUCCCAGAUACCCGCAAAUGAAGAAACUCAACGAGCGUAAGCAAGCUUUCAAUUCGUACAAGACGCAGAAAUUGAAAGAGGAGCGCGAGCAAGAGAGACUUAGAUUGAAAAAGGCCAAGGAGGACCUGGAGCAAUUCUUGUUGGAUAACGACAGGAUGAUGAGCACGACCAAGUAUUACAAGUGCGAGGAGCUGUUUGGUAAUUUGGAAGUCUGGCGCGCGGUUGGUGAUUCUGAUCGCCGUGAUAUCUACGAAGACGUGAUCUUCAAUCUGGCGAAACGUGAGAAGGAGGAGGCGAAGCAACUGAAGAAACGGAACACCAAGAGACUGGCGCAAGUCCUGGACACCAUGACCGAGGUGACGUACAGGACGACGUGGCAGGAAGCACAAGCGCUAUUGUUGCAAUAUCCAGCUUUCGCGGAAGACGCGGAUCUGUUGGAGAUGGACAAGGAGGAUGCCCUGAUUGUCUUUGAGAAUCACAUUCGCCAACUGGAGAAGGACGAGGAGGAGGAGAAGGAGUGCGAAAAGAAACGCAGGAAACGGCAGGAGAGGAAGAACAGGGACGGCUUCAUAUAUCUACUCGAUGAGCUUCACGAACAAGGCAAACUCACGUCCAUGUCCUUGUGGGUAGAAUUGUAUCCAAUGCUGUCCGCCGAUUUACGGUUCUCGGCAAUGCUCGGACAGUCGGGUUCGACUCCGUUGGAUCUCUUCAAAUUCUACGUCGAGGAUCUCAAGUCUCGGUUCCACGAUGAGAAGAAGAUUAUCCGCGAAAUACUCAAAGAUAAGAACUUUGAGGUGCAGGUCAACACGACCUUCGAGGAGUUCGCCACGGUCGUGUGCGAGGAUCGAAAGUCGGCCACUCUCGACGCCGGCAACGUUAAACUCACGUAUAAUCUACUGCUGGAGAAGGCAGAGGCGCGCGAGAAGGAACGCGUCAAGGAGGAAACGAGAAAGUUCAAAAAGUUGGAGACCGGCUUCAAGAAUUUGCUGAAAACGCUAAACGUCGAUUAUCAGAUGACGUGGGAGGACGUGAGGACGAAAAUCGAGGAGGAGCCGGACUUCAAAGCGAUCACUUUGGAGAGCGAGAGGAUACGGAUAUUCAAAGAGUACCAACACGAACUCGAGGAGAGUUGCAGUCACCACCACAUUAGGAGCAAGAAGAAGAAGGCGAAGAAAUUGAAACACAAGUCGCGAUCGCGUUCGCACAGCGAUUCGGAAGGUAGCGAGAAAGGCAUGAGGAAGAAGUCGCGGCACAAGUCACGUUCACCCAGUAUCCCGAGCAAGUCGGACAGUUCCGAGUCGGAAACGAGAAAGUCGAAGAAAAAGAAGAACAAGAAGAAGAGGGGUCGCAGUCAUUCCCGCUCACACUCGAGACUUCCAUCUUCCGAGGAGUCUCCGGAGAGGAGACGGAAGGAGGAGAAGCACAGGAGGCCUUCGAUCCACAGCGAGGGAUCGGUCACGGAGACCAACGAGCACCACGAGCUCUCCGAGGACGAGCUGGAGAAACAGAGAGCGCAGCUCCUGCGCGAGUUGCAAAUGCAGCAAGAGGAGAACUAGAGACGCCUUUGACGGCGCGUUUGCAACGUUUGGUCGUUCCAAAGCUGGCGAGCAUCAGGACAUUACGAUAAUCGUAUGCACUUCUCCGGGACACUUUCCGACAAAUAGGAGCGCAAUUGUGAACUUUACAAGACUCUCUUUGUGAAAUAUGCGUAAAAAGCCGCGCAUGAGUAGAGCAUUCAACGUUUUAUUUUUAAAUAUAUGUUUGAACAUACACAGACACACGUACACAUGUAACGACGUUUAGGUAAAAAUAGAUUACUUUACGUAAUGCA
Ooceraea biroi (clonal raider ant) is the source of this 4668-nucleotide messenger RNA. It is a transcript of the gene Prp40, whose product is annotated as pre-mRNA processing factor 40. Gene Ontology annotation, biological process: negative regulation of cyclin-dependent protein serine/threonine kinase activity; mRNA cis splicing, via spliceosome; tRNA modification. Gene Ontology annotation, cellular component: U2-type prespliceosome; mitochondrion; U1 snRNP. The record is from RefSeq and is a predicted model, not a curated record. Gene Ontology annotation, molecular function: protein binding; 4 iron, 4 sulfur cluster binding; RNA binding. NCBI's taxonomy places the organism in Eukaryota, Metazoa, Arthropoda, Insecta, Hymenoptera, Formicidae.